Molecule: messenger RNA, 5661 nt
Organism: Helicoverpa zea (corn earworm)
Lineage: Eukaryota; Metazoa; Arthropoda; Insecta; Lepidoptera; Noctuidae
Gene: Sec31
Product: protein transport protein Sec31A
Exons: 27
Coding region: 126-3758 (1210 amino acids)
Biological process (GO): endoplasmic reticulum organization; endoplasmic reticulum to Golgi vesicle-mediated transport; intracellular protein transport
Cellular component (GO): COPII vesicle coat; endoplasmic reticulum exit site
Molecular function (GO): protein binding; structural molecule activity
Source: RefSeq, a predicted model, not a curated record
CGAACGUACUGUCAUGUCACUUGUCACUUGAUCUGUGAUCAUCUGUCAAAUCAAACAGAGAAUAUUUACGUCAGCCACGUUGGAAGUGCCAAGUUGGUGUUUUUAUGUGAGCCAGUGUUGUGAAGAUGAAAGUGAAGGAGCUGAAGAAGACGGUGAACGUGUGCUGGUCGCCGGCUGACCACUACCCCGUGACGAUCGCGGCCGGCUCGGCAGCGCAGCAGGUUGACUCGUCGUUUAGCUCGAGCUCCUACUUAGAGCUCUAUUCUUUGAAUUUGGAAGACCCUGGACUUGAUUUAGAGCUUAAAUCUAGUUUGCAGACAGAGCACAAAUUCCAUAAGAUAGUAUGGUCAGGCGCAGGUGUGCUGGUCGGAGGCUGUGAUGGUGGUCUCCUGCAGUUCUACAGUGCUGACAAACUGCUCAACAAUGCCACAGACGCACUCCUCGGCAGCAACAAUAAACAUAGUGGCCAUGUAUCAGCCUUGGACAUCAACCCUUACCAGAAGAACUUGCUGGCCUCCGGAGCGUCGGAGAGCGAGAUCUUCAUAUGGGACUUGAACAACACCAGCCAGCCCAUGGCACCUGGCAACAGGAACCAACCUUAUGAUCAUGUGCAGGGCUUGGCUUGGAACCAACAGGUGCAACACAUUCUCGGAUCGACAUUUUCAACCAGAUGCGUUGUGUGGGAUUUACGGAAGAAUGAACCUAUCAUGAAACUUAGUGAUUCUCAGUCCCGCACACGCUGGCGGUCGCUGGCGUGGCACCCGUCCGUCGCCACGCAGCUGUGCAUCGCCUCCGAAGACGACCAGGUGCCCGUCAUACAACUGUGGGACUUGAGACUGGCGGCGUCUCCGCUGGUGACGCUGGAGGGGCACCAGAAGGGCGUGACGGCGGUGUCGUGGUCGCGGCGUGACGCCGACCUGCUGCUGUCCGCCGGACGCGACGGACGCGUGCUCUGCUGGAACCCCAACAAUACUAAACCGGGUGGCGAGUUGCUCUCAGAGAUCAGCCAGCAGCAGCAGUGGGUGUUCGACGUGUCGUGGUGCCCGCGGGACCCGUCGCUCCUGGUCAGCGCCAGCUUCGACCAGCAGCUCGCCGUGCACAGCCUGCUCGGCGGAGAACGACCUGAUAUUACAACACACACAUCUAGCAACAUAAUGGAUUCGUUCGGCGGGCUGGACACGUUCAGCGCGCUGCCCGCCGUCACCCGCGCCGCGGCCCCGGCCCCAACGCCCAGGCAGCAGCUGCCCCGCCCGCCUAGCUGGCUGAAACGACCUGUUGCUGCUAAGUUUGCUUUUGGCGGUAAAUUAGUAACAUUUGAGAAAUGCCCUCAAGAAGCCGGUCCACAGAAACUGGUUCAUAUAAGCCAGGUAGUAAGUGAGCCGGAGAUAGUGGAAAAAGCGACGGAACUGGACGCUGUAUUAGAAGCCAGCCUUAGUCACGAUCCCUCCGCUAUCGAAAGACUUGCCGAGUACUGUCGGCAAAAAGGAGAUGAGGCGACAGACCAAAAUGAACGUUACACGUGGUUCUUCCUACGCGCUAACUUCUUACCGACGUUCUCUAGUGAAGUACUCAAUUUAUUGGGUUUCAAACAGGACGAGAUAAUAUCAAAGUUCAAAACUUCCAACGUGGCGUCCGGAGACAACGCUCAGCCCGAUAUCGCUGCUUUAAGUAGAGGCGAGUCCACGGAGACGGAGGCCGAGUUGUCUACCGACACCAGCACUGACCUAUCUGAUGCUCACACGCUGAUCGAGCGCAAACUUGCCAAUCUCGACUUGGCACCCACUGCUACCAACGUGGUCAUACCCAAUGGAGAAGACUCAACGAGUCUGAUCUGCCGCGCCCUGGUGUCGGGCAGCUGGGAGGAGGCGGUGGAGCUGUGCCUCGAGGCCAACCGUGUGGCCGACGCGCUCGUCAUCGCCUGGUCCGCGAGCCCGGAGCUGCUGUUCAAGGUGCAGAAGUACCACAUCAACAGCACGGCGGGCCAGCCCGUCUCCCUGCUGUGCGGCAGCCUGCUGCUGGCGCGGUGGGAGGCGCUGGUGGCGGGCGCGGCGCCGCAGAGCUGGCGCGAGACGCUCGCCGCGCUGCUCACGCACUGCGAUGCCGACUCUGCUAGCACGUAUUGCGAAAUGUUGGGCGACAAGCUAUCGAAGGAGUCGGACCCGGCUCUCUCCGAGGCGGCGACGAUCUGCUACCUGUGCGCGAUGAGCCCUGAGCAGCUGGUGUGGCGCUGGGCGCGGGCGCGGCGCGGCGCGGCGGCGCUGGCGGCGCUGGCGGGGCGGGCGCUGCUCGCCAGGAGAGCUGCCCUCGCUCGCGGCAGACCCGUGCCGGCGGGUGGCAAGCUGGAGACAGUUCUGAACGAGUACGCGUCUAGGUUAGCAUCUCAGGGAUGCCUGCAGAGUGCACUGAACACGUUGGAAGGUAUCCAGCACACUGAGCUGCGAGACCGACUCAUGCAUGCUCUUGGACUCGUGCAGCAGACCCGGCCUGCCCAUCAACAGCAGCCGGGACGCGGUCACUCUGGACUGCCGCCGAGACGAACGCAUCCGUCACACUCCGAACAAAACUAUGGCCCCGCAGUCCUGCCUUACGACCAGCCGUGGUCACAGCCCCCAAUGCCUUCAGUUCAGCCGCACGUACAACGCCCAGGCUUCCAGCAACCACAGCCGUUCCAACCGUUGCAACCGCAACCCGUGCAACCGUUGCCACCGCAACCCGUGCAACCGUUGCAACCGCUACCCGUGCAGCAACCAACAGUACAACCGCCAGUUUUGCAGCCAUCGCAACCGCCUAGGCCGGGCAGUGUUGGACCUACGUCCGGUAUUGGCUCCCGAUCAAAAUACAAGGUGGACCCAUCCGUCCAAUCAGCGCCGCUAUACAACCAGUACAGCUUCAACAACCCCGUGACGUCACAGCCGUACGGCGGGUACAACAGCCCGCUGCCCGAGCAGUACGGCGCCACCAGUGUGCCUACAUACACCCAGCCCGGCAUCAACCAGGGACUGAUGAACCAGGUACCCCAACCGGCCGCAUUCCCGGCGGCGCCAGUCUCCACGCCGCUGCAGGUGUCGCAGCCAGCGCCUGCCGUGAACGGCACGUACUACGGCACGGAAGCGGCGCCUUCCAAACCCGUGCCGCCGGGCUGGAACGACCCGCCCAUGAUGUCUUCUAAACCUAAGCCAAAGCAAGAAGUGACAGCGCAAGCGCCGAUCACGCACCCACUGUUCGGCGUCGAACCUCCGCAGCACGUGCCGCUGGCGGGACAGUACAACCAGCAGUACCCUCAGCAAUAUGGUCAGCAGUAUGGACAGUAUCCCAACCAGUAUCAGGACCAGUACCAGGCUAAUAUGGCACCCGCUUAUCCUCAGAAGACGGAGAGCCCCGCGGCCGUGGAGCCGGCGGCGCCGGUGCGGAAGGGCCCGCUGCCCGACCAGCACGUCGUGCUGCAGAACGUGUUCGACGCGCUCAGGGCAGAGUGCUCCAACAGGGCUACUAACCCGCAAAUGAAGAGGAAACUAGAAGAUGUCCAGAGAAGGCUAGAGACUCUUUAUGAUAUGUUACGCGAGUACAAACUAUCAGAGUCUGCCACAUCAGCCCUGCACUCGUGCUGCGAGUACGUCCAGGGCGGCAACCACGCGGGCGCGCUGGCGGUGGCGACGUCCCUGGCGACGGGCGCGGACUUCGCGGCCGCCGCGUCCUUCCUGCCGGGGCUCAAGUCGCUGUGCCAGCUCGCGCAGCAGCUGCAGGUCUACGUCAGCUGAACACCUUACGGCACUGGGAUCCUAGUACCUACAACGUAAACUUCAGUUUUAAAACAACUGUUCAGGGGGCUGAUUCUGCUAAUUUUACUUAAGCGAUUGAUAUCCAGCUAAGAUUCAAUCACGACUCAAUUACGAUUGAAGCGUAUGUGGCAUUCAGCUAUUUUUUCUUUUAAAUAAAUUUUGUUAUUUUCUGUCAUUCAAUAAUGAAUUAUGUCUGCAGAUGAUUUACCAUUGCAAUAUGAUACUAGGACAGACUACCCUAUAGACCAAAUAGCAGACCAACGGCAAACUAAUGAAAGGUCAUUGGAAUACGAUUGAUCAAUUAGUAGCAGAAUGCCCGCUUAGGUUAAAACUGCUGUUGAGAUUCAAUUGUCACAUUAUUAACUUAGCAGAAUCAAAUCCCUGUAUUAACUAUGAAUUUCCACUUUCAAUUUUCAAAAGAAACAGUUGUUUGAAGAAAGAUGUUUACGUUGUCGGUUUACUUGAGCUUUUACACCUGUAUGAAGUUAAAUUAAUAAUAUAUUGUACUAUAUAGCUGUUGCCCGGGGUUUCAUAUGGGUUUAGAGGGAAUUACUUACACUGAUAAAAUGUAGGCUAUGAGUUAUUGCUUUGAAAGAGUAACAAAUAUACAAAUUUCUAAAUUUUCACGUUUAUAAUGUAAGUUUGAUAAUGUAAUGUGUUUAGUUUAUUUGCACGGCUAGUGUAGAGGUUGGUAAGGAUAUUUUUAUUCAGGCAUCAAAAGUGUAGGAUGGUGAAACUGCGGGUAAUAGCUGAUAUAUUAUACUUAUGAUUCUUGUACUUGUCUACAAUAUUGCAUCAUUUGUAAACUGUUUUGUGAUUUUAAGAAAAACAAGAUAGUUAACAAUUUUGCUACUGUCUUUGUUAUAUGAGAGAGUUUGGCUAUCAAAGUCAAUGCAAUAUAACAUUAAUACAAAUGAAAGGCGACUGUAAACUUAAGUUAUGAACUUUUAAAUAUAAAUUACAGUUCACAAUUGAUGCAAUUUUGAGACUCUUCAACUGAAACGUUCUAUGUCUUCUGACAUACCCACAUGAUAUUCACGUGCCUUCAAUGGCAACACUUCUCCAAUUAACUGCAAUGGCAACACUAUUUAUAAGACGUCAAAUUUGACGUAAGGAACGUUGCAGUUGUGAAAAGUCUUCGUUUUUGAUACAUUCGUACUUUAUUAUGACUAUAAUCAACUGAAGACUCCACUCUGUGGCCUCGUUAAGGUAAAUUAAUAAUAAUAUAUUAAAUAUUAAUUAACUUAUAUACACAGCUGAUGGAUGAUCUGUAAGGACUGCUCAGAGAUGUAUUUAACUUUCAUAUCAAACAUAAUAAUAUUUAUUUUUCUGUAUGAAUUAUUUUAGCGUGUUUUGCUAAUAUUUUUGCAUAGUAUUAUUUGAUUGUCUCCCUUUAUCUCUGUAUUUGUUAUAUCACCUUUCUCACUUACCUCGUAAGUAUAGAUAUCAUUGUAUCACUUUGCUUUGUAGUAAGCACUUGUUAUAAAGCACAAUAGCACACUAUUGUUAAACUAUUUGGCCUUUUCUGAAAAAUGAACUUAGCCGCAGCCGCAUAGAAAACGCAUACACAUACCUAUUAUUUAUGUACAAACUUCCAGUACAUAGUAUUUAUUCUCUUUAUUUAUUGUAUCAUAUAUUAAUUAAAUAAUACUAUGCAGCAAGUACCUAUGGUCUCACAAGAAAUUCUUUGUGUGUUCGUUUGUUCGUCAUAUUCCUAACUACUGAUAUCCAAAGACACACAAAUAAUAAUGUUCUAAUUGAUUAAUGUUUAUUGUAAUGUGUGAGUCGUGUACGAGCUCUGUUGCUAAUAUAUAACUUAAUAUAAAUAAUACUGUAUUAUAGAAUUAUAUUAUUGAUGAAAAUAUAUUUUUUAGAAAAAUAA